Spirometra erinaceieuropaei is the source of this 6900-nucleotide messenger RNA. Lineage: Eukaryota; Metazoa; Platyhelminthes; Cestoda; Diphyllobothriidea; Diphyllobothriidae. The record is from the annotation of a GenBank genome assembly.
AUGUCAGUAGACGAAUCUAGGAAGGACUCAACGGCUGUGGAUAGGUUCGUUUGUCUUCAUUUUCUCACCGAUGUUUUCCCACAGGGAUCGAAAGGCAGAGCACGAUGAGGCUGAAGAAGAAAGGCGACGUAAAAAGGAGCUGAAGAAAGAGGCAAAAAAGGAAAAGCACAAGAAGAAAAAGGAAAAGAAGGCAAAGAAAGAAAAGAAGAAGCACAAAAAACGGUCACACUCAAAGGAGCACAAGAAGAAGUCGGCAGAAUCAGAACCACCAGAAAAAAAACCAAAACGAGAAAAAACAGCAGAAGAAAAUGGCGAUAUUAAACUUGAAAAGCCUUUCAAAACUGAAGAACAUGCAAACAAGAAAUCCUCCAUUGAGACGGAGUCGUCCUCUCUAAAGAAUGACAAGUCAAGCAGCAAGGAGAAGACUUUGCAAGAGAAAGAAGAGGAGGAAGAACAAGUUUCCCGGGCAGAUGGUGAAAAGUCCAAAGGUCCUGUCUCCUUGGAAGAACUGUUAUUGAAAAAACGGGCUGCAGAAACGGAGGAGUCAAAGCCAAAGUUCGUUUCAAAGGAAGAAAGAGCUAGACUGGCGCUUCUGAAAAGAGAGGAGGAAAUAAAAGAACAGCGAAGACGCGCAACCGAAGAGCUCAAUAAGCAGAUCGAAUAUUUGUCGAAAAAUAAGGGUUCGUACAAUGUCUUAUCCAUAAAGUGCUUUUUCUAGAUAACAUAGAUAAAGCGGACUAUGGGUAUCGUUCUCAUGACAGGUAUAGACGCCGCGAUGAAUUAGACAGGCGGUAUCCUGAUAAAUCGCGGACGUCCGGUGCCAACCAGUCACAGAACCUCUCCGACAAAGUCAGAGAGGAAGAAGCCAUUAAGGAGAGGUAUUUGGGGCAGAAGAGGUUCACAAAACGUCGUCAACGGCGGAUGAAUGAACGCAAAUUUGUUUUUGAUUGGGAUGCUAACGAAGACACUAGUCAGGACUAUAAUCCGCUUUACAAGGACAAGCAUCAAAUUCAAUUUUUUGGACGAGGGCACAUUGGAGGUAUCGACAUCAAGGUAUUUCAUUCGUUCUGCGUACCCACCAACUUUAUCACUCCUUGUUAGCAACAAAAACGCGAAAUCGGAAGGUUUUAUGCGAAAAUGCUGGAGAGUAGACGUUCUGACACUCAAAAGGAGCAAGAAUCGUAUGCUAACUUAUGUCCUCUCCAUAACAUAAAUGCCCCUUAGAAAACGCCUCACCGGUCUUGCUAAACGCGAAGCCAAACAGCUAUGGGACGAUAGACACUGGUCCGAAAAACCUCUGGAGGAAAUGACUGACCGCGACUGGAGGAUUUUUCGCGAGGACUACAAUAUUUCAAAUAAAGGUGGCAAUAUACCCCAUCCGAUUCGUUCUUGGAAGGAAUCAACUAUAUCUCCAGAACUACUUAAGAUUAUAAGCAAGGUACGACUUCAGUUCAGUUUAUAUGUCUUCACUUAAAAGGCGGGCUACACAGAACCGACGGCUAUCCAGCGUCAAGCCAUACCAAUAGGACUCCAGAACAGAGAUAUUAUUGGCGUAGCCGAGACGGGUUCUGGCAAGACUCUUGCCUUCCUGGUUCCUCUCCUCACAUGGAUCCAGAGUUUGCCGAAACUGGAGAGACUAGAGGUUAGAUGUCGUUCAGCUCACUAUCCGUUCUUUUAGGAUACAGAACAGGGCCCAUAUGCCCUAAUAUUGGCCCCGACUCGCGAAUUGGCUCAGCAGAUUGAAGAGGAGUCGGUGAAAUUUGGCAGUCCCCUGGGAAUCAAAACAUUGGCUGUAAUUGGUGGUCUUUCGCGUGAAGAUCAGGCACUCAAACUCCGAAUGGGCGCGGAGAUUAUCAUCGGAACGCCCGGCCGCAUGAACGAUGUUUUGGAGAACCGAUAUAUUGUCCUCAACCAGUGUACAUAUCUCGUUCUUGAUGAGGUGAUUUACUGUUGGUCUAUUGCCUGUAAUGCACUCGUUAAUAGUGCCAAUCUUUUGCAUUACUCAACUCCACACUUGACUUUGAUUGUCUCCCCUUUUAGGCUGACAAAAUGAUCGACAUGGGGUUCGAACCAGAGGUGAACAGCAUCUUGACCUACCUCCCCGUCACUAACCAGAAGCCAGACACCGAGGAGGCUGAGGAUAAUACCAAGCUACUGGCAAACUUUUCGAGCAAGCAAAAGUACCGCCAGACAGUCAUGUUUACGGCAACAAUGCCACCGGCUGUAGAACGUCUUGCGCGGUCCUAUCUGCGUCGGCCGGCAAUCGUGUACGUGGGUACGGCAGGCAAACCCACGGAACGCGUGGAACAAAUUGUGUACAUGGUCCAGGAACAAGGCAAAAGGUUAGCCUCCGACUUUGUGGUCUCUCCUUCUCCUAUUGGCACUUCUAGUCACUGCAAGCGAAAAGGUAACCGACAACUCUGCGACAGUCUCCUCGAGGUUUCUUUUAUCGAUAUUUCGGCAGAAUCUCGGCCCCCACCCAUUUUAAUUUACUGGCUUCCAUCUGGGAGGUGAAACUUCCCCCAGCCAAAUCGAUUUUUGGGGCAGAUGAUAGGAUACAAGAAUCGGUCUUCACAACUUUCUUAGACCUCGUAAAGGUCUUCUACCGGGAUGAACUUUAAGAAAUCACAAUUGAGCUUUGAUUUUCUCGAGGGUCCUCACUGACGGCCAGACAUGGUGUCACACGUCACGGUUCACGAAUUAAUCUCAGAACCAUUUGUCCUGGGAGGGGGAUAAAUCAGGAUUGCAUACUUGUCCCUAACUUCCUAGGGUCCGUGCCCUCCGCGGUAAUCGUCGAGGCCUAUCUUUCGGAGUUGUCCAGAAUUUUCGGUUGAAAAUCUCUAAACAACCUUCGCUCCUCCAAGUACUUUUCAUUACACAUCGCAACUGGAACGGACAUGCAGGACAACCUGAACUUUCUGACCCUGGACGCGCCAACGCCCGAUUAAACCUAAACAAGGAGAACAAGUUGUCACACGUCAACCGGCACCAACCGAGGAAAGUACUAGUUGUAUGGUCGCUCCGGAUAAUCUUUCCAACCUUGGGGACACCAUCGCCAUAAGCAUCAAAGUCGAGGAGGAAUUUUUAACCCAGAUCUUCAAGGCCAGCCCGGAACUAAUUGUGCCCUCUUCACCUAUGAAACCGCUUCAAUCCCUGAAUUUACAGAACUGCAGAAUUUGACUCAACAGUGAAUAACUUACGCCGACUUGCCUACCCCUAUGGUAGUUGCCUUUCGGACGUGGUGUUUGAUGAAUGGAGCAUCCGAUAUUGCAGCCGCAGAACCCGGAUUCGCACACGCUGCUUUAUUCUUCCAAUUUCCACUCCUCGCCGUCUGCCUGGACUUGCCCCCACAUGCUCGACACGUAUGACUACUGUUUGCAGCCCAUUGGUAAGACGCAGUGGUGACUGGCGCCUAGAUUUGUUAAUGCUGAAGUGAACUUGGUGUGCUGCACUCACCUCUUCGAAACCCUUGCCGUGUGUUAGGGCUAGGGCAAAGUCAAGAUGUGACACAAAGUGGGCACGGGCGCGGAGAUUCACAAGGCCAGAUAUCUCGUCUAGGGGUGUCACACACGCGACCUGACUCCACACGUGCCAGGCUUCAUGGAGUGGGGCCUUUAGUCUCACCCAAGUUAGAGUUCCAUAAAAUUCACAUUAGGAGUCACUGUAAUCUUGUUCGCAGUCCUGAGUAUAACCAAGCUAUUCCGUCAAUUUGCAAUUCUACAAGUGUUAGAGCAUUAUGAUGGGUAGUAGUGAGGAGCAGAGCGCCGAGACUGAACUGACUCUACACUACUCUCUCUUCCACUAAUGGCCUACCUGAGUUGGGCCAGCUUGGAAGGAGAUUAAGCGCAUCGGUUGGCCUGAAGUGGAAUCACCGCCCAACGCAUGCAGCACGUAUAUGACCAAAAUGGCUUUUGUAGCGGCCGAAUGUAUACGGACGGUAAGCUUGAACGAUGGGUGAGAUUUUGGCGACCGUUGUCAUAUAUGCACCUAUAACCGAAUAACCACACACGAUAGCCGGAUGUGUGUGUAUGAUAUAGGCAGGGAAGGCGUGCGCGCAAUGAAUUCGCGGGUGUCAGACCGGACCGAUGCGUGAUUGGAAUAUUCAACCGCAGUGGGGAUGUUUUGAUAUUGUGUCUGCACUGCCGGUGGCUGUUUUCUUUUUCAUGACGUUUGUCUCAUUCCGGUGACCAGGAAAGCGCUCAACUUGUGCAAAUCGACACAGGAGUGUGAUGUUACGGUGAAGUCAAGGGAGAUAAAUGGCGAUACUAGUAGUGUCACUCUACACGGGCUAGACAGGUUGUGCUACGAUUGCAGCGAAUUCGAAGGUAUUCAACGAGUCCGGUCCGAGUCUUGAACAGGCUUUAACAAUGAGGGCAUUUCGGCCUAUGCUGGUUUUCUGCAUUUCAACCUUGCUCGCCUGCUGUCUCAUCUUAGCCUCUAUUCGGUUGAACUCGAAAAUGAAUGCUCUGGUUUUUACUACGUCCACUUAGUCAUUGAUUGAUUUGGAACACUAGGGAGGUCUUCAACAGAUCCCUUUAUUGUCGUUUUAGCACGUUUUGCCUGCAAGUGCUAAUAACGGCGCACUCACUUCUGAAUCUCUUCGGAUUGCACUCGUCAAUCAUCCUCGAGACGUGAUCGGUCCACCGUAGUUCAUUCUGCCUCAGUACUCCGUAGAUGCUUGCGGGGGUGUCUCUGGAAGAAGGACGUAGUUGGAAGUAGGUUAGAUUUCUUGUUUGGCCUUCAUGGGUUGUCAAGGUUUCCGCACCGUAAAUGACAUAAGGAUGGCAGUCCUGCAUAUUCCGAUUUUAUUGCCGUGGAUGGUUCCACGAUGAUUUCAGACUGAGUCUUGUAGCCUGCCAAAGCCAUGGAUUUCUUUGAAGAUAAGUUCUGGGAACUUUGUCGUCGAUUUUUAUGGCGCAAUAGGUGCUACGGUCAGGGCAGGAGAAUAGGUCUACCGCUGCAAGGCGGUUGCUAUUGACAGUUACUGUAUUUUGGAUGCAUUCGACAGUGGGCGCUGAUUGGUCCAUGCUGACCAUUUUCUGCGUGCUGAUACCUAGUUCGAAGUUUGCGCAUCUGGUAACGAGAAGAUCCAGACCUCGCUGAAUGUGCAUUCAUUCAACGCAUCUUCGCCGAUGGAAAGUAGGUCUUGUAAUCUGACCUUAAAGAUUCUUAUGAUGUUCUGGAUAUUGUAGUUUUCCAUCGGUUAGGUUGGCCUAUCCUGCCGGUAGCCUUUAAUUAGCAUUACGGCCAUCUUGACGCUAGUAUUCGUGUACGAGGGUGAGUGGGGGGGGGCAGACUUUUCGUUUUGAACACAAUGUAUUACAUCAAAACUGAUAGGGAGGACUUGGUAGACGGCUCAUUUUCUGUCAAAAUACCCAGCACCGUCUUCAGGGUGUACGAGCUGGGUGCGUAAAUUCCUAAGCUACCUGCAUCUGAUAAGGAGCACAGGUGCAUUUUCCAGGCGGGACAGUUCGCCGCGUGUUUCGGUUUUCAACCAGGCGGCCAUAGCGUUGGGAAUACUUGUCGCUCCCUGAGUCCACACCGAUGUAAUUGACUUCGCAGACCAAACUAACUUCGUCCACAGAGAAUUGUUUCACCAUACUUCCUGCAUAGGUACUAGUCAAAAACCCUGAAACGUGUUUUGCCGGUGUUUAUGUGGAAGUAUGACGCAAAUGCUAGGGAUUCGGCUCUUUUGCCUUUACUCCAGUGUACCCCACAUUGUUUCUGGCGUGACUCCAGCCGGCAGUUUGCGCCUAAUGAGUACUGCAUGAAUUGCUGCACGGAACUUCAGGCGCCUGCUUGCGCCAGCUAAAAUCUUACCAGCCUCCUCACAUUAUUCAUGCACGAAUUUCUUGAAUUUUUGCAGGAAGAAACUGUUGAGCAUCCUCGAAGAGGGAAUCGACCCCCCUGUUAUCAUCUUCGUCAACCAGAAGAAGGGUGCGGAUGUACUCGCCAAAGGCUUGGAGAAGCUCGGACACUCGGCCGUCGUUCUUCAUGGUGGAAAGGGUCAGGAGCAGCGAGAAUACGCCCUUGCCAGUCUUAAGAGCGGCCAGAAGGAGAUACUUGUAGCCACCGACGUGGCAGGCCGUGGUAUAGACAUCAAGGACGUCUCCAUGGUGAUAAACUACGACAUGGCCAAAACCAUAGAUGGUAAUUUUCUUUUUUUCAGUCCUCUUCAAACGGAUUUCUCCGGUUCUCACAUUCAUACUUUUAAUGCGGUGCUCAUUGAGCCUAGGGUUAUCACGUGAUUCGAGCCGUAGUUCACCAGUUAGUUUCGUUUGAACCGAAGUAGACUACUGCAAGGGAGUCCAUCAGUCACUGUCGAAUGUUUUGCAAAAGGUGAAGCGUGUGCGACUUCUGCAUGACAUAUCUUUGUCCUCAGAACUACAUGGUGCUGCCCAUUACACGGCAAGAAAAAUGCAGUCUUGUCGCAUUUCCAAAAAUAUGACAAGGUGGACAGGUACUGCGGUCUGUAUUUUUGGCCCUCACCUCAGCGGUCUUAUCCACCGUAGCCCUUUACGUAGAAGCGCCAGACGCAAUUUAGAUUUCGAGGUCUGGUUCUCAGUGGUUUGUACAAAUCCAGUGAUUAACACAGUUUGGUCAUGCAUACUUUGCGAAUAUAGACGCUCUCAACGGCGUCCGCUUAACGACAAAUCACUUUCCCUCACAGACUACGUACAUCGUAUUGGUCGAACUGGGCGUGCCGGCAAAUCUGGCACCGCCAUCACCUUCCUAACAAAGGACGACACUGCCGUCUACUACGAUCUCAAACAGCUGCUACUCCAGUCCCCAGUUUCCAAGUGUCCCGCCGAACUUGCCAACCACCCGGAUGCUCAGGUGAAACCGGGCGCCUUUGCGCCGAAGAAGAGGCGGAACGAUGAAACGGUGUACAUUACAUGA